AUGCACACUCAAUUUUUACAAAAACUUCUAGGGAAAUGGUUAACGCUCCUAUAGAGCACUAAGUAGGGAGUUAUGAGGGAAUUCCCACCUCCUCUGAAAUAAUCACAUCAGAGAACUAAACAUAAAAUAUUGAAAAGUUGAAAAUAAAUGUCCCAAUUAUAGUCAGUGCUUAGGGAACAUUUUAAACCACCUGAAUUUAUUUUACUUGGCAAAACAAUCCCUCCUGUCAGAAAGAAAGCACAGUGCCCUUUAACAGAGCCGUCAUCUGUUUAUUCAGCGUAGAUGAGUGCUGUAGUAAGAUUUAACCCUAAUCCACUUGCAUCUUGUUUUGAGUAAGUGGUGUUGAUAGUCACAACUGCUCUGUGCUCCUGAUAGCUAAGAGUGUAUAGCUGCUGUCCAGGGGAGAUGAAAAACAGCCAAGAAAUGAUUCACAUCCAACAUUUUUAGCUAGAAAACCACUGAGACAGAGGAGUUCUUCACAAAUGCAGAGAAAGGCAGGAAAGGCAAUGAAAGACAUGAGAAGUUGAAGGUGAGUUUUCUUUACGAGUUAUUUGUGCUUCUGAUAACAUUCGUGUUAGAUUAGGAAAAAUUAAUUUAUUAUGUGAGCAGUAAAACAUUCUAAGGAAAAAAAAUGUUAUUUUGAACAAAGAAAAGCAAUAUUGCACUAAAGUCCCAGGAUACAAAGCACAAGGUCAGAUAUCUGAGACUCACAUGAAAGUAUCAUUGUCUCCAACAGUGAAAAUAGCAAGGGGUCAUGGGAUGUGGCAUGGGAAAAUCAAGUCUCCAGGAGAAGAAAUGCACCAGAGUGAGCAUUUACUCAGUUCCAGCGAUCAGAGCGGCUCUGUUGAUCCAGCGCUGGUACCGGCAGUACGUGGCUCGGCUGGAGAUGAGACGCAGAUGCACGUGGAACAUUUUCCAGUCGAUUGAAUAUGCAGGAGAGCAAGACCAGAUAAAGCUGUACAGUUUCUUCGGCUUUUUGAUGGAUCACUUCACCCCAGCCAGUAGUGAAAGAAACCUGAUAUCGCACAUUUUCCGCGAGAACGAGAUCUGCCGUGACACCGAGUGGGAAAGAUACUUUUGCUACAAGGACAUCGAGGUACCUGACAGCUACACUGGCCCCCAUCUGACCUUCCCCAUGACGUUCUGUGGCGUGUCCAAGCUGGUGGAGGCUUUUAAGCAGAAACAACAGCUCCACGCUCGGUAUGUUCUGCAGAUUCUUGGGGAAACUUGGAGACUUCUAAGAAUCCUUCCAAACAUCAAUCACGUCUCUGUUUGCCAAACCAAAGAAAUCACAAUCUGUGGAGAUCUGCACGGGCAACUUGAAGAUCUGCUACUGAUAUUUUACAAGAAUGGUCUACCGUCCAGCGAGAAGCCAUACAUCUUUAAUGGAGACUUUGUGGACCGUGGGAAGAGCUCUUUGGAGAUUCUGCUCAUCCUCUUUGGGUUUUUGCUCGUCUACCCAAAUGAUCUGCACUUGAACAGAGGAAACCAUGAGGACCACAUUGUUAACUUAAGAUAUGGUUUUACCAAGGAGAUUUUGGGAAAAUACAGGGUGCAUGGCAAGAAGAUUCUAAAGCUUCUCCAAAAGAUCUUCAGCUGGCUUCCUCUAGCCACAGUGAUCAACGACAAGGUUCUGGUGGUUCAUGGCGGGAUAUCCAACUCGACCGACCUCAAUGUGGUCAGCAGAGUGGACAGACAUCGGUAUGUGUCAGUCCUGAGGCCUCCUAAGGUUGUCCAUCAAACCCUUAAUGGCAACAGGAAUGAAGGUGACAACGGACCUGCUGAGGGCCGGCGCCGAGUCCGCUCUCUGACUAACCACAGCUCUGCCUUGCCUCAGAGGAACAGUCUUCCUCGCCGCUCGCUGCAAAACUCAUCCAUCAGCCACCAGCUGAGUUCCUCUGUGGAGGAUGAGCUGAAGAGGCGGCGCAGGCUGGCGGGAUUUGACCAAACCUAUAAGAACGCAAAUGGGUCGGACUCUGAUUCUGAUCCAGACUUUGCAGAAGCUCCAGAAGCAAAUGGGCAUGAUUGGAAACAGAUAGUGAACCUGCUGUGGAGUGAUCCCAUGCCCCAAAACGGAUGCAUUUCCAACGAGGUGCGCGGUGGGGGCUGCUACUGGGGCCCUGAUGUUACAGAGGAGGUGCUGGGAAGACACAACCUGCAGCUUCUCAUCCGUUCCCACGAGUGCAAACAGGAUGGCUACGAGUUCUGCCACAACCGCAGGGUGCUGACAAUAUUUUCAGCCUCCAACUAUUAUGAAGUGGGCAGCAACAGAGGGGCUUACAUCCGAAUGGGAGCUGAUCUGGUUCCGCACUUUAUUCAGUACCAGGCCAGCAGGACGUGCAGAGAUCUCACCCUCAGACAGAGUGUGGGGUGGACGGAGAGAUCCGCCCUGAGAGCUCUGAGGGAGCAGCUGUUUGUGCACAAAUCAGACCUCAUCAGGGCUUACCGGGAGUUUGAUCCACAUCACACAGGGAAGAUCUCUAUGAGACACUGGGCGAGCGCUACCGAGACCGUGCUGAAGCUGGGUUUGCCCUGGAGGGUGCUGCGCUCUCAGCUUGUCAGCAGAACCCACUAUGGCAUGGUGGACUACCAGCAGUGGAUAAAGGAGCUGUCCAUCACUGAGCCAAAAUUAGAGGUGUCAGACACCAGUAUCCUGGAGACAAUGUAUAAAAAUCACUCCAAUUUGGAAACCAUCUUCCGCAUCAUAGACACGGAUCACUCAGGUUUGAUCUCUUUGGAAGAGUUUCGUCAGACUUGGAAGCUCCUGAGUUCCCAUUUGAAGAUGGAGAUCAGCGAUAAAGCAAUCACAGACUUGGCUCACAGCAUCGACUUCAACAAGGACGGCAGCAUCGACAUCAACGAGUUCAUGGAGGCUUUCCGAUUGGUCGACUUAUCCGCACAUGGCUGAAAGCCUGAAAGAGGAGCAGCACUGAACUGGACUCCCAACACUAAAUCCAUAAACCUGGCUUAGAAGCACUUAUCAGUAGAACAUUAGUAGAUUGAGUGAAUCUGGUGUUAUCUAGAAGUUUUCUACCUCAAUGUUGUUUUUUACCAUUUUUAUUUUUUAAAAUCUCAUUUUUUUCCCUUAAAAAAAAAAUAAACAUUUUGUGUGCAAGGCAUUAA
Molecule: messenger RNA, 3123 nt
Organism: Oryzias melastigma (Indian medaka)
Lineage: Eukaryota; Metazoa; Chordata; Actinopteri; Beloniformes; Adrianichthyidae
Product: serine/threonine-protein phosphatase with EF-hands 2
Exons: 17
Coding region: 755-2908 (717 amino acids)
Biological process (GO): detection of stimulus involved in sensory perception; negative regulation of MAPK cascade
Cellular component (GO): nucleus; cytosol
Molecular function (GO): manganese ion binding; protein serine/threonine phosphatase activity; calcium ion binding
Source: RefSeq, a predicted model, not a curated record